Molecule: messenger RNA, 1911 nt
Organism: Spinacia oleracea (spinach)
Lineage: Eukaryota; Viridiplantae; Streptophyta; Magnoliopsida; Caryophyllales; Amaranthaceae
Exons: 6
Coding region: 617-1717 (366 amino acids)
Source: RefSeq, a predicted model, not a curated record
UUUCCAGGUUUGACUUUAUGGAUCAAUCAAAAUGAACGAAGGAACUUUAAGUUUGUUAUUGCCAUUUUGCCAAUGCCCAGCUCCUUGAUAAACUUUUUUUAAGAAAAUCAACCUCUCAACUAAGGAUCUGGUUGGGGGGUUCACUCCAUCAUGUUCCGGCGUUCCGCCAAUACAAUCAAACAGGGACGGGCAAACCAGACACUGAAAUCGAGCUUAAUUUCAUGAACAAGUUGAGCAACUUUAAGGAAAGACUGCCUUUGCAGUCGGUAAAGGCUCUGCUCCCAAUUUUUUUUACAAAUAUUACCGACCACCUGUGAAUAAAUUCGACCAUUUUCGCGGUUGUUAAUAUUUUGUUUAAAGAACUUAUUUUUCUUUCGUUAGUCGAAUCCAAAGACAGAAUUGAAAAAAAAAAAACCUAAAGGGGAGAGAAGAACGCCGCAACGAAGGCGAUUUCACAACCUUCAACUAGACUAACGCAGUCGCAGUCGCAGUCGCAGUCGCAGUCGCUGACGCCACCUCCACCGCCGGAGUUACGCUUCGCUGCCUCAAGCAACCCAGUUUAUUCACUGGAGUUUUCCGGCUCCGCAAACUUUUUGUCUCUUGCGAAUUUGGUAUCAUGAAAAGGAGGGAGCGUAGUUGGAUGUAUGAUAGACUUGAUGGGCACCACCUUAAGCCCGAGUUUGUCAACGGGGUUGGAGACUUCAUUGAGUUUUGCAAAGAGCAUCCAACUUUCAAUGACCACGGCGAAAUAAGAUGCCCAUGCUCCGGGUGUGACAACAGACAUUUCCAUGAUGUCGAAACAGUUAAAGUACAUUUGUACAAGAAGGGGUUUGUUCGUAAUUACUUUGAUUGGAUAUGUCACGGGGAAAUUUUAGGAGAGUCCUUGCCUGUUCAAUCCAAUCCAUGUCAGGAUAUGGUUGUUGAUGCUCUUGGUAAUAAUCAAGAACAUUUGUCGUAUGAAGAGACAAAUUCAGUUAAAGAAGAACCAACCGAUGAAGCUAAGAAACUUUUUGACCUUCUAAAGGCAGGCGGGGUUCCAUUAUAUAAAGGGAGCAAGAUAUCUGUGUUGGAGAUGGCUCCCGAAAAUGGAGGUGUGUUGCCUACCGCUGGUGAUUUAUAUUCGACGAUCCGCAAGAAUGGAAUACCGGGUAAAGAAAAAGUACCUUGUAAUGGUAAAUCGAAACAGAUCAAGGAUACGUACGAGAAAAAUGAUGUUGAAUGCUAUGAGAAAGACAUUGAUAAAUGCUAUUAUGAGACGGUAGGUGGGAGAAAGAAGAGAAAAAAUCCUUGUCUGGGAAGUGAUGGAGAUCUCUAUUACAAAAGGUCUUCGAGAUGGGGUGGCAGUUCAUCUAGCCCUUAUAUCACACCUUGUAUUCUUUCUCAAAUUUCCACACAGUUAGAAGAAUGUCAACUACAAAUGUUUCAACAAUCCCUCGAGUUUAAAAGUUUACAAUUGGAGUUUAAAAGUUUACAAUUGGAGUUGGUGAAACAAAGGCUUCAGAUAGAAAGAGAAGAACGUCAAAUGCAAAGGGAGAGAGAAGAAGAUAGAAGAUGGACUGUUGAGUAUGUUGCCGAGAUGAGAGAGGCAAUGACCACCCAUGCUCUGAUGUUCAAACAGAUGUUCAAACAGAUGUUCAACCAGUUUAGUGGUUCUUUCCCUUGCAAUAAGCAGCAAGCCCCUCUAGAUUCGUCUAGCGAUUCGUCUAGUGAAGGGUAGGAGGGGUAUUGCGUACUAGUUGGUUAUUUGAAACUGUACACAAAAUCCUAUUGUUGCACUAGUAUUGCAGCAGUAACAGUAGUGGAAAAUAUUGGUUACAAAAUUCGAUCUGCAGGCGAGCAGAUGUAAACAUUGAGGCACUUGUACGACAUUGAUGAUCAGAGUUUAUCGGAAAAACAAAAGGCUUCCCUGGA